Physella acuta is the source of this 1387-nucleotide messenger RNA. RefSeq names its product F-box only protein 39-like. Lineage: Eukaryota; Metazoa; Mollusca; Gastropoda; Physidae. The record is from RefSeq and is a predicted model, not a curated record. Gene Ontology annotation, molecular function: protein binding.
GCGUAGACUGGUUGAUAGCUAUCUUAAGCUCCAAAUUUGAAAAUGUUUUAAUGUAGAUUCCAUAUCUGGUAUAUCGGUUAUGUAACAAACUGCAUCCAUGUCAGAAGAGACGAACACAGGGCGUGUGACUGUAGACCAUGUGGACAGUGAGGGGGACGUGGCUAAGCGUGGUACAAAAUGUACAGAUCAGUGUUUGGCACCACUUGAAUGGAGCCAGCUGCCGUACGAGAUACUACUGAAAGUCUUCCGUUACCUUAGCAACAGCGACAAGUACCACGCCGCCCUCACCUGCAACUCUUGGCUCCGCCCACUCUCAGAGCCGUCCCUAUGGCAUUCCGGAAAUUUUGUUUUCAACGCCAAGAGUGACGAAAAAGCCAUCAAAUUUGCGAAAAUCAAUGGGAAAUCGUUACGUCACAUUCAAACAGAGUGCUCGGAGAAUGCAGAUGAAACAGCCGGUACAGCGAAUUUGUACAGUUUUCUAAGUAACUUAAUAAACUCACGCAACCAUCAGCUCCUCACCUUUAAGCUUACUAAUUUAGCACUUGCACAGAAAACUGUGGAUGGAGAGUUUAUGAGGGAUGUAUCUGACGUCACUAAACUCCUGAAAAAACUAUUAAAGGGCCAACUGCAACUUCGUGAGUUGGAUCUCAGAAACAGCCAACUCUCCGUUAAAGCAGGGCUGAAAGUAUUGAAGGCUGCAAGUAAAAACUGCGCAAAGACUAUUCAAAAGCUGACCAUCGACAGGCUUCUCGUGUACCAGGUGAACAAUCAUUACGUGGGAGAUGAUUUUGUCGCCGCCAUCGCUUGUUUUAGUAACUUGGCAGACCUGGAGCUGAGCUAUGACUACCUGUGUGAUGACCUGCUGCUCCGCCUGGCACAGACAACAAGAAGCCUGAAGGUGCUGACAGUCCGAGCCAUAAAUCACCCACCACUAGAAAGUAAAACGUAUUAUGGAGCGUGGAAUAAGCUUUCAAAGGCUUGUCCAGAGCUGAGAGUAAUAUUUUUCAUCAAGUCGAUAAAUGAGUCGCACUUCGAUGAAUCAACAAUUGAAAUACUGACGCCCUUCAUGCCGUUGUACCAACUCCACUGGGACGCGGGCAGAUUAAUUGCCAUAGAAAACAUUGACGCGUUCUUUGAGCAUGUUCGUCUUCACUUCCAGAACACCAUACACCAUCUGGAACUUCAAACUGGUGUCCGUCUAGAUACGGAAAGCUUUGAAAAGUUGUUUAAAAGUUUACAGCCGUGCAAACAUCUGGAAACCUUGUCGCUAGGUUUGACCUUCGACAUGAGCGGUGACGUGGAGAUGUACAAUCUGACCAUCAGAGAUGUCACGGCUCUGUACCCAGUGUCAUGUGACGUCACACUGAACGGUCAAAUAGUGAAUUAA